UAUGGUCCAUCUCGAACACUUUUCAUGUGACUGUGGGGGCCCUAUUUUACUGCCAAUUCAAAAAGGGCCGCUUGAAGAAUUAGCAUAAGACUAAUCUAAUCUGUCUACACGAAACAUGGCCUCGAGAACCCGACUGUCAGUGGCAAUGACAGGAAGUGAGAUCAUUGCUGCUUUGACGUCACACUUACUGCUGACGUCAUUCGUGUGGCAUCUGUGCGCGUCAGUGACGUCGCCCACGUCCUCCUACCCGCUCCGGCUCCCCGCUGACGUCACCAUCGUCUCGCUGGAGCCUUCAGAUCUGUCCUGGAACUUCGCCCGCCCCAAGGUGCUUCCGGCCAUGGACCUGGCUGUGGAGAGGCUCAAUCUGGAACACCAAGGCGCCAUCCGGUUUAAGCUGGUCAGCAGGGAGGGGAGCUGUGAGAAAGGAGGGGUGGGUGUGGCGGCCGCCAAGAUAAGCUGUCAGUACAACAUCAGCGUCUUUGUUGGACCAGCAUGCAGCAGAGCGGUGGAGAUCCUUGCCUACAUGGUCAACGACUGGAAUGUGCCUCUCAUCACCCCAGUGGGCAACACCGAGAACAUUGGAGACAAGAGCCUCUUCCCUCGCCUCACACGCAUCAACCCCCUGAUGCAGUCCUCCAUCGUGGACAUGGUGUUCUGGAUGCUGGACCAGUACCGGUGGGAAAGUGCAGUCUUCUUUUACGACAUUGAAGAUACCAUGGGAGACCUAUUUGGAGUAACAUUCACUAAAGCUUUUCAACAAAGGUCGAGCUAUACUUGGACGGGAUAUCUACUGGCGGGAAAGUCAACCACCAGAUCGGUCAUCAGAACCAAGUUGAUGGAUGCGGCCACACGAUCCAGAGUGUUUCUGAUGUGCCUGACCGGGUCAGUGCUUCGGGACUUCUUUCUGGAGGCCCACAGCCUCGGCUUCAGCAGGUCUGGAGAGUUUGUCUUUAUCAGCAUGAUCAGCUUAGCGACGGUUGCUACGGACGAUGUCACGUGGCAACUGGGGAAUGGGACCGUGGAACAAAAGGUGUUGAAAGACUCUAUGGCGCACGCUCUCUUCAUGCACAUUGACAUCACCGAGUUGAUUCUACCCAAUAAUUUCUCCAACGAAAUGAUACGACGCUCACUAGUGGACUACGGCUAUAAUUAUUCUAACGACAAGCCUACUAUUACUCUGUCUCAGUAUUACGACGCUGUUCGGAUCUAUGGCACUGUCCUGGCAGAAACCAUUGACAAGGGAGGCAAUCCUUUUGAUGGAUUGAGUAUUACAAAGCAGAUGUGGAACAGAACAUUCGAUGGUCUAUUAGGUCCAGUCACGGUCAAUAAAGAUGGUGACCGCUACUCUGACGUCACCAUCACUGCCAUCAAUCCGAACACUGGACUGUUUCAGAAAUAUGCCGUCUAUGUCUCCCAAGAGAGAGCUCUGCACUUCUUCAACAGCACAUCUUUCCCAUGGCCGUUGAACAAUGGAGUGACACCUGCCAACGAACCAAAGUGUGGCUUCAAGGGAGAUCUGUGCUCUAAUUCAGAAAAAUCUCAGGUGAUUGGCGGUCUGGCGGGCUUUUUUGGUGCAGCGGUUAUUGUUGGCGGGAUAGUCAGUCUGGUCAUGUUCAGAAGAUGGAAGAAGCAGAGUGAACGAGACCUCUGGUGGUGGAAAAUUGACCCAGCAGACAUCUUUCUAACUGACCGGAAGUUUUCUCACUCCGUGUUGUCCUUCUCGUCAAAGACCAAUCUAAGAGGGUCAAGGUCAGAGAAUGAAGACAUAGCAACAAAUGAUGACCUCCUGGCAGUAUUCAGAGGUCAAGUUGUGAGACUCAGGCCACUACCAAUACACCAUAUCAAGAAAACUGACCAGCUGUUGGCCGAGUUUAAAAUGGUACGAGAUUUAAGCCACGCCAACGUCUUAAAGAUAUUCGGCGCGUGCCUUGAGGAGACACUGCACGCGCUGGUCAUCGAGCACUGCAGUAAAGGAUCUUUACAGGAUCUGCUCAGCAAUACCAACGUCUCGCUGGACGCACAGUUCAAAUUUUCUUUGUGCACUGACAUCAUCAACGGUCUGUGUUUUCUCCACAAAAGCCCCAUCAAAUGUCACGGACGUUUGACCAGUGAGACAUGUCUUGUGGACAACAGAUUCUCAGUCAAGUUGUCGGACUUUGGACUACCUACCCUGUACUCUAGCUUCAUAGAGGAUGUCACCACUCAGCCGUAUAAAUAUGCUUGUCUGUGGAAAGCGCCUGAAAUUCUACGCUCUGGGGACAGACGAGGUCAACCGGAAGCAGAUAUCUACAGUUUCGCUAUCAUCAUGGCAGAGGUCAUCACAAGAGACUGUCCCUAUGGCAAUGAGUUUCUCUAUCUGUCGCUAGAAGAAAUUUUGGAGAAGGUCCGACAAAUGACCAACACUCCGUUCAGGCCAGUGGUGGACGUGCCUGUCAAGAUGGUGGACAUGAAAACUUUGAUGGAGAAAUGCUGAUCUGAGAAUCCCAAAGAAAGACCCAAUGCCCAGACUGUGAAAUCUUACAUUAGGAGAAUAGCAUCGUCACUGGGAGAAACUGGCAACUUCCUGGAUAAUUUGAUGCGACGUAUGGAGCUGUAUGCCAACAAUCUGGAGAAAAUGGUAGAAGAUAAAACAGUAGAGUUGAGAGAAGAGAAGAAGAAAUCAGAAGAGUUGCUGU
Molecule: messenger RNA, 2675 nt
Organism: Biomphalaria glabrata
Lineage: Eukaryota; Metazoa; Mollusca; Gastropoda; Planorbidae
Product: atrial natriuretic peptide receptor 1-like
Exons: 19
Coding region: 116-2473 (785 amino acids)
Biological process (GO): receptor guanylyl cyclase signaling pathway; protein phosphorylation; cGMP biosynthetic process
Cellular component (GO): membrane
Molecular function (GO): guanylate cyclase activity; protein kinase activity; peptide receptor activity
Source: RefSeq, a predicted model, not a curated record